Molecule: messenger RNA, 801 nt
Organism: Didymodactylos carnosus
Lineage: Eukaryota; Metazoa; Rotifera; Eurotatoria; Philodinida; Philodinidae
Source: the annotation of a GenBank genome assembly
AUGGUAAUAGCCUUAAUGUUUCUUAUUGUUGGUGCUUAUCUUGUGUAUUUGAUUGAAACACCUAUCCAGAUAGAAAAUUAUAAUGGAUCGUUUCGUUCAAUUGCUGACGCAAUUUGGUGGGCUCUUAUCACUGUAAUUCAAGAGAAAAAACGUGAUGAAGCUCUUAGUCGUCUUGUUCCGGCAGCUGCCUCAGUUAUUCGCAAUUGGUGGCGCUACAAAUGUACGUUUCACGAAGAUAAAUAUUCAUCAACUUGGAAAGUGUUCAAACUUAUUCGACGACGUGUGAAUGAUUUGAUGCCCGCUAAUGUUGAACACCAACAACUACAACGUCAAUCAAAAUCGAACCGACGUUACAUCACUGAACCGGGAUCUGCACCACCCAUGUCAAAACGACAAGAAAAUCCGUUUUACCAAUCGUCUAUUCGACAUAAAUCGAUUACAUCUGUUCAUGAUUUACCUACACGUUAUGUAGCAGCAAUUAAAAUAAUUCGUCUACUAAAAUAUUCAUCUGCUUGUAGAAAAUUUCAACAAGCAAAACGACCGAUUGAUAUCAAAGAUGUUGUACACGAACAUACUCAAAUAAAUCAUCGUCUAUCUAUAAUGUUAAACGAUGUUCAACGACGAAUUGAUCUUGCAUUGGGCACAACAAAAUUGGCCGGUUUUCUGUCUAAUGAAGAAAAGCGACAACAAAGUUUAAGUGCUCGUAUUGAAAAAGUUGAAAUGUUAACAAGUCAUUUAGAAUCGAAUUUAGACUACUUAGAACAACUUACACGAUCUUUAGCACAAAAAUCGACAACUUGA